UGAUGUUGGGGAAACUGCCAUUAGACGUGCGGGGCUCCUUGAGAAGCCUGCUGGAUGUGUGGAUGUGGCAGGCUGAUACUAGUUGAAUCUGGGGCGCACAGCUGGACAAUUAUCUGACUUGACAGAUGCCGUACCUAAUUAGUCUUUUUAAAAAUAGUGUUACUUUCAUUUUUAUUGUCUGGCAACGGUUUGAUCGCUUUGUUCGGAUGCAGAAACACCUCCAGCCACAGUCCAGAUUUGACUGGUCUUCGUCGGGUUGAACAAUUAACCGUAUCCAGUCACAGAGCAUGUUUACCCUACGACCAUAGGCAGAAAGCAGCUAUUUCAAAUAUAAACAUGGCAGCAGAGCUAUCCACUUCCAUAAACAUCAAGGAGCCCCGGUGGGACCAGAGCACAUUUGUGGGUCGGGCUAAACAUUUCUUCACCGUCACGGACCCCAGGAACAUUCUCCUCACCAACGAACAACUAGCACAUGCACACAAAGUCAUCACUGACUACAGGAAAGGUGAAGUCUCUCCAGGACUGACAGAAGAUGAACUGUGGAGAGCCAAAUAUGUUUUUGACUCUGCUUUCCAUCCUGAUACUGGGGAGAAGAUGAUCUUAAUUGGUCGCAUGUCAGCGCAGGUUCCAAUGAACAUGACGAUCACUGGAUGCAUGAUGACAUUUUACAAGACAACUCCAGCUGUGCUGCUCUGGCAGUGGAUCAAUCAGUCUUUCAAUGCAAUAGUCAAUUACACCAACAGGAGCGGCGAUGCUCCUCUCACUGUCAGUCAGCUUGGCACAGCUUAUGUGUCUGCCACCACAGGGGCGGUUGCCACCGCUCUAGGACUAAAUGCACUAACAAAGCACAUCUCACCCCUGAUUGGACGGUUUGUUCCAUUUGCUGCUGUAGCUGCUGCUAACUGUAUCAACAUCCCACUGAUGAGACAAAGAGAACUUAAACACGGCAUUCCCAUAACAGAUGAGAACGACAACAGGUUAGGAGAGUCGACGAAAGCUGCACAGCAGGCUAUCUCUCAGGUCGUGGUCUCCAGAAUCCUCAUGGCUUCUCCAGGAAUGGCUAUCCCCCCGUUUUUAAUGAACCAUUUGGAAAAGAAGGCCUUUCUGAGGAAGUUUCCAUGGAUGAGUGCACCUAUUCAAGUCGGCCUGGUGGGAUUCUGCCUGGUGUUUGCCACUCCACUGUGCUGCGCAUUGUUCCCUCAGAAGAGCUCUAUAUCAGUCAGCCGCCUGGAGCCGGAGCUGCAGGAGAAAAUCCGGGCCAACCACCCAGGAGUGGAGAGGGUCUACUUCAACAAAGGGUUAUGAGUGUGCAGCCCCCUCAUCCAAACACUGCCAUAACACAGCUGCAGGCUCAGUCCUCGCCUCUCUGCCAGCCCUCCUCAUUCAGUGUGCCAAAGUUAAGUUUGUGUCUCCUCGUUUCCACCAUUCAGAUGGAUAUCUGAGGACUCCCUCUCUGUCAGUCUCUUUGUAACGAGAUGUUUGCUUUUGUCAAUGUGAUUGUUGAUUUUAUUGUAACUGCUAGAGAAGAUUUUCUCCGACUGGGCCGGAUGAAAAGUACGAUGUUUAUCCUGACAGAUGCUGUAUAGUGGACAUGUUUUUUUACUGUGCAGUAUUUUUAAGUUGGUGACUUGUCAAUGGCAUGUCGCCGCCAAACCAUUUUCAUACUCUCCUACCUGAGGUUGGCAGUCAGUUUGUUUCUUACCUGCAUUAUAAUUGAUUAUAAUCUGACCUCUGCAGUUCAUGCAUUUGCCAAAUCUGUACUCGCAUACUCUCGACAGUGUUAUUUCUAAUAAUGGCAUUCAGUUCAUUUAGCCAAAUGAGUGACAUUUAGUGAGCCUCGAGGCCUCUUGACAUCUAAUCAUGAAUCUGAAAACAACUCUCCAGGGAUCCACCCUUUAAAAUGUGAUGCUACGAUGGUGGCAACCAUCGAUGGGCCAACACGGUGCUAUUUGAUGUCUUAAUAAUCAGUGUUUAUCAUACUAUUUAUUCAGCUUGCCAAACAUGCAUGAACAAACCUCGUUCAAAAACUCAAAACUCGUAUGAUUUAACCUCUGUGAAAAACAUUUUCUUCUGUAUAUUUAGUCACAGAGGCCACACUCAGGAGAGCUGAACAGUGGUGGGAAAACAAUGUGCCAUUAAUGAUAAUCUUUGCCAAACACACUGGUUCUCACUUCCAUAAUCUUCAAUUGUUAAUCCAGGAUUUUGUGAUCACCAUACUUCAAAACUCGACAACUCAUUCAUGCCUUACACAAACGUGUAUAGUAUCUAUCUUCUGUACUUUAAUGCAGCAUCCUAAGAGGCUUGAUUAGUACCGCACAAAGUGACACAUUUCAGCAUUAUGUGGCAGUUUCAUCACAUUGUUUUCAAGGUGUUAUUGCACACUAAUACAUAUAUUAGAUAUGGAUGUCAGUAUUGGAAAAACAAUACCAAAAACAUUUCAAGAUAGUAUUUUUAAAGGAAAGGAUGAUUUAUACAGAGACUGAUCCAUCUCAGCAAUAUGUGUUUUAAUUAUGACUGCCAUUGUGAACUCAACCUGCUGUGUGGACAAAUCACAGAGCAGACUGCAUACCACAGUUAAAGUAAGAAAUAUGCUCAUCCUCGUUAUGACAUACGGUUACAUCAGCACUCAUGAGAGAUAAAGCAGACACAGUCUGAUGUUAUAACCUUUGUUCUGUACCUGCAGUAUGAUUAUGCCUCAUCUGGUAUGUUUGGAAACAGUGGGUGUAACCUGUGUUGAGUGGGCUUGCAGGUUUAUAAAGCUGAUGGUGUGCCACAUGCCAGAUUUAAUUAUUGGACAUUAUAAAAUUGUGGAGUGGAAAAAGAUGGACUUGAAGCCACAAAAGCAACAAGCAGUAUUGAGAAAACCUAUCCACAUUUUGAAAAUUUUAAAAUGAUUUUAGGAUUGUGUGUGUGUGUGUGUGUGUGUGUGUGUGUGUGUGUGUGUGUGUGUGUGUGUGUGUGUGUGUGUGUGUGUGUGUGUGUGUGUGUGUGUGUGUGUGUGUGUGUGUGUGUGUGUGUGUGUGUGUGUGUGUGUGUGUGUGUGUGUGUGUGUGUGUGUGUGUGUGUGUGUGUGUGUGUGUGUGUGUGUGUGUGUUAAAAAUUAUUUGGUUCAAAUAACGCAAAUGUUUACAUUUCAAACGCUUGUGAACAAUGAUUUGAUUUCAUUGCAUCUUUUGCUCAUCAUGGUGUGUAAUUUCUGUAGGGUGUUAAAUGUUUAAUAUACUGUAAAUCUACUUACAUAUAUUGCUGUAUAAGUAACUUCACUUUAGUUCGUCAGUGUUUCCAGAGAGAUGUGUUGGAGUUGGAGCUGUUCUCUAGCUGGUUUGAAGUGAAGUUUGUUAUUCUAGUGUUAAAGGUAACUGAAUGUACCAUUUUCUAAUUCCAGCAGUUUACGCUGUGUUAGUCCAGAAAAGCACAAUAUGGUAACAGAUUUUAAAUGCUGCAAAUUUGGAAAACUUGUUAAAACCGUUCAGUUUCCUGACCACACUUUCUAGCACAUCAGUGAGGGAGUAAGAAAAGAUGAUACAAACUCAACUUGCCCUUUGGUAGACGUCGUUUCCCUUAACCUCUGACUGCAUCUAAUGAGAACUAAGUCCCCUUUAAUGUGUGAAGAAAUAUUCAAUUAACUACCUAAUACAUACCAUGUGAAAAAGCUUCAAUCUACCAAAUGAGAUAAAAUGUCACUACAGCCAAAGCGAUACAAAUCAAUUCAGAAGGAAGAAGUCAUUUACACUUUGCUUUCAUUUUGAAAAAUGAUUAAGAAAUGGUAUCUGUUUUUGCAGUACACUGGGGUGAUGUGAUGUUUAGACUAACUGGAUGAAAUAAAGUUGAUGAAAUCUUG
Messenger RNA from Cottoperca gobio, 3841 nucleotides. RefSeq names its product sideroflexin 1 (gene sfxn1). The record is from RefSeq and is a predicted model, not a curated record. Lineage: Eukaryota; Metazoa; Chordata; Actinopteri; Perciformes; Bovichtidae. Bases 337 to 1305 code for a protein of 322 amino acids. Gene Ontology annotation, cellular component: mitochondrial inner membrane. Gene Ontology annotation, molecular function: monoatomic ion transmembrane transporter activity. Gene Ontology annotation, biological process: serine import into mitochondrion; monoatomic ion transport. The transcript is spliced from 11 exons.